UAAUCUUCGUUCGGUUCGGUUGGAUCCGAUCGCGGCAGUUAUUCGCGAUUUCACGCUUCGCUUGAAAAUUAAGUGGAAUUAUCAGUUUUGUUCAUGCAUAGAUUAUGCCAAAUCCUUGGCUAAUAUCCUGAAAUAACAGUUCGUUAUCGUAAGGAUUAACGGUGUGUUAUCAGUGCCUGAAGAGUUGCGACGAAAUUUGUCAUGUGAAGAAGGCAUAAGCCUAGAAAAAUGCAUAAGAAAGCUAUCGAAAGCAAGAAGUGAAAGUGAAACAUAAAAGAGAACAUCGGUCAGAAGAGAAGAAAUUAAUUCUGAAGACAAACUUUUCUGUAAUAUCAUGGUAACUGGCAUUACUAACGAGAUUGGAAAAAUCAGUGUAUCUAGUUGUGAUGUAGCAGAACGAGAAAUGUCAGUUUCAGAAUGAACCAUAGUUAUCUCAGUAUCAUCGACAUUCAGUGACUGUCGAGUCCCGCCCAACAGCAUCGAAUUAGAGUGAAUAUCGUUUGAUUUAGAACCAUGAUCAAGCUAAAGUCGCUUUUCCGCAGAGGUCAAGGUCCUUCGGGAUCGAAGCAUUCAUCGCAAUCGACGAACAACAUUGCAACCACGAAUGGCGGCGCCAUCAAGGGUGCGUCAUCUGUGUCGAGCUUAGAUUGCGUUGGUGUUGCGGCCGCACCAAAAUCCACCACCAAGCAUAAUCGAGUGCUGCACGGAUCUAAAGACAAACUCGAUCAAUACGGCUCCAAUAGUCAUCAGCAUCAUUCCAAGGGUUCACGAGAAAAAGUAACCGACUUGAAGCAUUUCGGUAAGGAAAAAUCUGGAGUCCGUGCUAUUUCAAAAUCAAGCAAUCAAAUGCCCAUCAUCCAACCGCAACCUGCUCAGCAUCAGUUGGAGCAUUUUCAAACUGCACACCCGUCUGCGGCUUUGGUUCAGCAGCUGCAUCGUGCUGGCAGUCGCAGUGAACUGGAUCAACGCGAUGACGAUGCGUAUUCCAGUGCCACCGAGGAGAUUGUAAUUUCGAAGGAAUUGACGGCAAUUAGUUUUGGUGGACCAAUGGAGGAUCUUCAAGGCAACAGAAUGCAGGAAUUCCAAAAUCAUUUGGAUAAACUAAGGCAGGAUAAUGCUGCUUUAGAGGAAAAAGUAAUCGAGAUGUCAGUUUACCAGAAGGAAGUUCAUGCUCUGCGUGAUGAAAUCAUGAAGCUACAAACAACCCAGGAAAUGAGUAACUGUGAACUACAUCGAUUGCUCGAUGAAAACGAAAUUCUCAGGGACCGUCUCAAAAGUGUCGUGCAAUCGCCUUUAUCGGACUCCGAAAAGCAGCAAAUCAUAAGAGAUUCUCAAAGGCUUCACAGCUCAGCCCCGGCAUCCAUAGCUUUACCAAAUAACAUGGAUAUGGAAGGCACUCCAUGUGUUACACCAGACUGGGAUAAGCAGUCAUCAAGUAGUGAGAUUGCUGUUGCCUGCCUGCAGGAUAAAAUAACACAGAUGGAAGAAACCCAUUAUUCCACCAAUGAAGAACUCCAGGCUACACUGCAGGAGCUUGCCGACUUGCAAUCACAAAUUAAUGAGCUUCAAACCGACAACGAACGGUUGGCAGAGGAAAAGGACGUCAUUUUCCAAUCCCUUUGCAGGCAAACUGAGAAACUAGAAGACUCUCGAACGCAAAUUGGCACUUUGCAAAAGUUGCUAUUGCGAGAACCCAAUCAACAGGAUGGCGGAUCAACGGAACGAGAACAGAAAUUAGUGGAACUGCUGAAGAAUGCUCAAGAGGAAAGAGAAAGCCUUAUGCUGAAACAAGAAGAAUUAAACUCUGAGCUGAAUGAACUUAAAGUGGCCUUGGAAGAAAGAACUAACGAGAAAUUAAGACUGCACGAGCGAAUCGGAGUCCUUGAGUCGACAAUUGACGCAACCAAUGCAGAGAGAACGGAAAUUGAUACGCAGCUAUUACAGUCUAAGGAAGACAGUUCGGUAAAACAGAUAGAAAUAAGUCGACUGACGACAUUGCUUGAGAAUGCGCGGGCAAAGAUCGAAGAGUUGGAACAAGAUCGCGCCUUGGGUGAUAAAUCGGAUCUGGGAGAGCUUUUGGAUACAGCGAGAAAGGAAAAGGAUGCACUGGAAAUUCAGGUGGCAUCACUUCAGGAGCAAGUCUCCAUUAGUCAGUGCGAGAUUCAAAAACUGAAAGACCAAUUGGCACGAAUGAGCGAAGAAUGCAAGGUGGUUAGAAACAAUGCCAAAUGUGUGAUCUCGGAUCUUGAGUACAAGCACGAAAACAUGAAGCAAGAAAAAGUCAAAAUUGCCAGUGAUUGUCAGCAACUUCAGGAGAACAUCAGCGAAUUACAGGUUCAAAAUAAAUGCCUUACCGAAGACAAGGCUCAACUGGAAGCGCUUCUAUCGGAAACUCAGCGCCAUUUGGGUGACACAGAACGACUGCUUGCAGAAAAGACUGAUGAAUUAAACCAAGAGAUUAGUUUAAGGAGACAGGAGAGCGAAGAAUGGGACCGGUUUCAGUCGGAUUUACUGAUGACGGUACGAGUGGCCAACGAUUUCAAAACCGAGGCACACAAUGCUCGAGAGCAGCUAGCCCUUGAUAACAAGGCACUCCGCGAGCGAAUCCGUGUAAUGGAACAGCAAAUAGAGAAACUCAACAAACCUAUUGGUGUAGAUAUUGUAGAUACGAGUGAUGGUAUGUUACUCAGCUAUGAGAAACUGAACGACAUUAAGCAAGAUUUAUCUGCCUCUAUCGAUAACCUUAACACAUAUGAUCGCAAUGUAGACGAGUUUUCUAACCAGGUUAAAAUAUUACGCAAACAGUUAAAAACAUUUUCGCCGGCUACGGCAGCAGCAUUUGAUAGCUUGCACUUGGCUACUGCUGAACUGCCCAAUCGGUCACCAGACCAAGGGCAUGGAAUAAACAAAAAUCGUUCAGCUGAUUUUAUACCUCCGCUACCAACUUCAAAGCCUCCAAAAAUGUCAGUACAUUUUCUAGACGACGAUGAUCUAACCGAACAAAUUGAUCCUAUUCUGAAAGAUGGAAAUCGAUAUUCAUAUGAAAUCGAGGAAAUCAAUAACCCUACAAGAAAUCACAAAUUUCGAGAAGUAACACCUGCGCUCAUCGGCGAACAAAUGCACAACUUCUCGUCUUCUAAUUCAUCUAGCGAAACUGUUGAAACCCUAGAAGACGAUUCCCCAGAACCCAUCUUUCGACCUAUUGCGAUAUCCAGAAGUAAUGAAAAUCUGACUCAACAUAGCUUCCGAUUGGUCAGACCUGUACCGCUAUUUGCAUCAAAAAGUAUUCAAGAUUUACGAACGGACCGUUACGAUAAACAAGGUGCUUUGGAUCCUCUGUUUCACUCGAAAAGCUCCGACGACCUGCUUCUUCCCGAUAUUGACGGUAUGACUAAGACAACCAAUUUGUCAAAAUUCAAAAAAUUCCGUUACAACAGAUCGAGCAGCACUAGUCUGAGUAAUCUGAGUUUGAAAGAAGAUGAUUCAGAAUCCAUAUAUGCCAAUUUGUCUGAGUUCAGUCAUACAACACCGGAGAAAUUAGCCAAUACUGCCAGUAAAAAACCUAAACCUCUACCCAGGAUGAACAGUAUAGAUGAAUUAAAUAUUGCAUCCGACGACAAUAAAGCAAGUAAGACUAAAACCCUUGUCUAUGUCAUCGAUAAAACUACAAACGAGUUCAUUCUUGCCGACGGCCCGGUGCAAAGCAAUGCAGCAGAAGAACAGCAAAAUAAGGUGACACCAAAACCGCGAAAAUAUCCAGAAAAUGUCAACGUAUAUGAUGAUGCAAAAUUGGAUCAGUUAAAGAGAACAUCUUUCGUGUUUAAUAAAUCUAAUACCCAUCACACAAAUAACGAUAACAAUGGAGAGAAUUGGACUAACCGAACUAAACCGAGUAUAGUCGCAUCUUCCGAGUCACACCAAUCGAUAUUCAACACAGUGCAGCAGGAAAUGGCUGUGCGACGGCAGCAGAAAUCCGCAAUUCAGCGGCAGGAUUCGCGAUUGUCCGUUAAGAGUCUUAUUGAGAGUAUCGAAAAUUCAGCAAAGCAGGCAAAAGUUACUGCUGAGUCACGAAGUAGUUCUAGUUCUAGCAUAAAUAGCAUUCCACCCGACACAUGUGUGAAUCCCUCCAUGCCAACGAACAACGCGACCAUCCACAAUGGUAACGAAAGCAGUGGUGUGCUCCACUCGCCACUGAUAUCGUCAAUGUCUGCUAAAAGUCCAUUGCGCGAACAGCAGCAACCCACAACUGGUAACAAUAUUAGCAGCAAUCCUAAGAACAAUCCAACAGAUACAGUAUUGCUGAUUAAAACUCAAAAUAUCAUCGCAAACAGCAGCAGUAAUCUUGACAGUAGCAAUAAUAACAAUAGUAAUUACAGUAAUAAUAACAUUAGUUGCAACAACAAAGUCUCCACUCUGAUCAGUAAUAGUUAUAAUCACUCCGGAAAAUUGUUCAAACAACAAACCGAUGACCAUGUUACUGCAUCGAUACUGUCACACAAAACGAUGGACUACGUUCGACGAAACAGCUACGGCGACAUAAGCGACCGUAAGGACCCGUUGAACGCGCUCGUGAAAAAUGGAGGCUCAAAGCGCAAUGCCUUGCUGAAGUGGUGUCAAAAUAAGACUGUCGGCUAUCGAAAUAUAGAUAUAACUAACUUCAGUUCCUCCUGGAACGAUGGCCUCGCAUUGUGCGCAAUCAUGCACUCCUAUCUACCUGAUCACAUCCCUUAUGAUAAAUUAAGUCCAAACGACAAGCGACGCAACUUUAGCUUAGCUUUCGCAGCUGCCGAAAGCGUGGGAAUACCAACAUCCUUGAGUAUUGACGACAUGUGCCAGCUAGAACGGCCAGACUGGCAACAAGUAAUGGGAUAUGUGACGGCAAUUUAUAAGCAUUUCGAAACAUGAGUUCUAAAAUAGCUUCACGUGCAGUAACACAGGCAAUUUACUAUUUUCUAUGACUUCCAGUUUCAAGCAUAUGUGUUUAUUUUAACCGCGUUACUAUACCGUUAUUUAUUACAAAGCAUACAGAAUUGCUGCAUUGUUGAUUACCUGAUCAUAACUCGAAAUACAAUAAAAUUUUGACAA
Molecule: messenger RNA, 5085 nt
Organism: Ochlerotatus camptorhynchus
Lineage: Eukaryota; Metazoa; Arthropoda; Insecta; Diptera; Culicidae
Product: cytospin-A-like
Exons: 14
Coding region: 514-4905 (1463 amino acids)
Biological process (GO): actin cytoskeleton organization
Cellular component (GO): filamentous actin; microtubule organizing center
Molecular function (GO): protein binding
Source: RefSeq, a predicted model, not a curated record